AAGGGAGAGAGAGAAAAACAUCAAUGUGAGAGAGAAACCAAUCGGAAAAUUGGUGAUUUUAGUCAAAUUUAGCUGAAGUCUCUUCGCUGCCUUUGAAAUCUUUGGAGAGAGACCACCUUCAAGCAUUCUUAAUAUGGGAGCACCUGCUGGGUCCAAUAUAAUGAAAUGGCUGCUCCUGGUUCUGCUGGGGUGCUCCUCUGCCAUGGCACAGCUGCACAAAGACCCCACGCUGGAUCACCACUGGGAUCUCUGGAAGAAAACCUAUGGCAAGCAAUACACAGAAGAGAAUGAGGAGGUAACACGACGUUUCAUCUGGGAAAAGAAUCUGAAAUAUGUGAUGCUUCACAACCUGGAGCAUUCAAUGGGGAUGCAUUCAUAUGAUCUAGGCAUGAACCACCUGGCAGACAUGACCAGUGAAGAAGUAAUGUUAUUGAUGAGUUCCUUAAGAGUUCCCAGCCAAUGGCAGAGAAAUGUCACUUUCAAGUCAAACCCUAAUCAAAAAUUACCUGAUUCUAUGGACUGGAGAGACAAGGGGUGUGUUACCGAAGUGAAAUACCAGGGUUCUUGUGGUUCCUGUUGGGCUUUCAGUGCUGUGGGGGCCCUGGAAGCACAGCUGAAGCUGAAGACAGGAAAGCUGGUGUCUCUGAGUGUCCAGAACCUGGUGGAUUGCUCAACUGGAAAAUACAGCAAUAAAGGCUGCAAUGGUGGAUUCAUGACAGAGGCUUUCCAAUAUAUCAUUGACAACAAUGGCAUCGAUUCAGAAGCUUCCUAUCCCUAUAAAGCCAUGGAUGGAAAGUGCCAGUAUGAUGUAAAAAAUCGAGCUGCCACAUGUUCAAAGUAUGUUGAACUUCCUUUUGGUAAUGAAGAGGCCUUGAAAGAAGCUGUGGCCAAUAAAGGACCUGUGUCCGUUGCUAUAGAUGCGAGCCAUCCUUCUUUCUUCCUCUACAGAAGUGGUGUCUACUAUGACAAAGCCUGUACUCUAAAUGUGAAUCAUGGUGUAUUAGCGGUUGGCUACGGUAACUAUAAUGGGAAAGACUACUGGCUUGUGAAAAACAGCUGGGGCCUCCACUUUGGUGAACAAGGAUAUAUUCGAAUGGCAAGAAAUAGCGGAAAUCAUUGUGGGAUUGCUAGUUAUCCCUCUUACCCAGAAAUCUAGAGGAUCUCUUCAUUAUAUAACAAGUCAAGAAAGAUGAAACACUUUCUCUUCGAUUUUACCUGCUAAAACCAGUAGAAAUAAGUGUGUCAUGAUCAAUGUAAAUAUAUAGUUUGACUCUUCUACUUUUUUAACGUUGCAGAUCUUGAAAAAUUUUGCAAAGUAAAAAUUAAUAAUAUAUUAUAGAUAUAACUGUAUGAGAAUUAUUCACCUAAUCCAAUUUGUCAUUGUCUUGUUUUACCUCUUUGUCUUUUUAUGUCCCCUGAUAUCCUUUUGUAACUUGAUGGAAUAUGCUUAAUAAUUAUCUGUCUUUUCAACUUAGUAUCAUUACCACAUAACAUUCUUUCCUUAUUCUUGGGUAAUAUUAUAAUCUAUCAUGAAAAAGUAAAUUGUGGUAUGCUGGUGAUGGGCUAUGGCAACUUCAAUGCAAGAAACUAUUAAGUUAUUAAUGUGGCUCAGAUUGCAUCUUUGCACAUAAAAGCAUUCAAUAAAUGUUUUAAAUGAAGUUAAAGUAGA
This is a messenger RNA of Myotis davidii, 1669 nucleotides long. RefSeq names its product cathepsin S (gene CTSS). Gene Ontology annotation, biological process: immune response. Gene Ontology annotation, cellular component: lysosome. The transcript has 9 exons. Lineage: Eukaryota; Metazoa; Chordata; Mammalia; Chiroptera; Vespertilionidae. The record is from RefSeq and is a predicted model, not a curated record. Gene Ontology annotation, molecular function: cysteine-type endopeptidase activity. Bases 134 to 1156 code for a protein of 340 amino acids.